GGCCGCGGUAGCGGCGGCGGCGGGAGGGCGCAGCUGGGGCCGCCGCGGCCGCAGCAUCGCGGCGCGGUGGCGGGGAUGGAGCCCUGGAAGCAGUGCGGGCAGUGGCUGAUCAGCUGCAAGGUGCUGCCGCCCAACCACCGGGUGACCUGGGACACGGCCCAGGUCUUCGACCUGGCGCAGACGCUGCGCGACGGCGUCCUUCUCUGCCAGCUGCUCAACAACCUCCGCAGCCACUCCAUCAACCUCAAGGAGAUCAACCUGCGCCCUCAGAUGUCCCAGUUUCUCUGCUUGAAGAACAUAAGGACUUUUCUUUCAGCAUGUUGUGAAAUAUUUGGAAUGAAGAAAAGUGAACUUUUCGAAGCAUUUGAUUUGUUUGACGUGAGAGAUUUUGGAAAGGUGAUAGAAACACUUUCGAAGCUUUCCCGCACUCCCAUUGCACUAGGCACAGGCAUUAGGCCCUUUCCUACAGAAGAAAGCAUUGAUGAUGAAGAUAUCUACAAAGGUCUUCCUGAUUUAAUAGAUGAAACUGGUGUUGAGGAAGAUGAGGAGUUGUAUGAUUGUGUCUAUGGAGAAGAUGAAGGUGGGGAAGUUUAUGAAGACCUAAUGAAAGAUGAAGCAGCACAGCAACCUAAAUGUCCUGAAAAUGACAUAAGAAGCUGUUGUCUUGCUGAAAUAAAGCAAACUGAAGAGAAGUACACUGAAACCCUGGAAUCGAUUGAGAAAUUUUUCAUGGUGCCAUUGAAAAGGUUUCUGUCAGCAUCAGAGUUUGAUACUGUUUUCAUCAACAUUCCUGAUUUGGUGAGAAUUCACAGGAAUCUUACACAGGACAUCAACGAUUCCAUUGUUAACAAAAAUGAUCAGAACCUAUAUCAAAUUUUUAUUAACUACAAGGAAAGGUUGGUUAUUUAUGGACAGUACUGCAGUCAAGUGGAGAUAGCAAUAUCGUGCUUAGACAAUAUCUCUAAGACAAAAGAAGAUGUUAAAUUGAAGUUAGAGGAAUGUUCUAAGAGGGCCAAUAAUGGGAAAUUUACAUUGCGGGAUCUCUUAGUGGUUCCAAUGCAAAGAGUGCUCAAAUAUCACCUACUGCUCCAGGAGCUGGUAAAGCACACUCCUGAUGCCAUGGAGAAGGCAAAUCUAAAACUGGCACUUGAUGCAAUGAAGGACUUGGCUCAAUAUGUAAAUGAAGUAAAGAGAGAUAACGAAACACUUCGGGAAAUUAGACAAUUUCAACUAUCAAUAGAGAAUUUGAACCAUUCCCUCUUACAGUAUGGCAGACCUCAAGGUGAUGGGGAAAUACGGAUAACAACGUUAGACAAACGUGCAAGGCAAGACAGGCAUAUCUUCUUGUUUGAUCUAGCUGUCAUUGUUUGCAAACGGAGAGGGGAUAAUUAUGAAAUGAAGGAAAUAAUAGAUCUUCAGAAAUACAAAAUUACAAAUAACCCUACUACUGAUAAAGAAAAUAAGAAGUGGUCUUACGGCUUCUACCUCAUUCAUAUCCAAGGUGAAAAUGGUUUAGAAGUUUAUUGCAAAACUAAAGACUUAAAGAAAAAAUGGCUUGAACAAUUUCAGAUGGCUCUGUCAAACAUCCGGCCAGACUAUGCAGAUACGAGCUUUCAUGAGUUCAAAAUGCACACCUUCAGCCGGGUGACAUCUUGCAAAGUCUGUCAGAUGCUUCUGAGGGGGACAUUUUAUCAAGGCUAUUUAUGUUCUAAGUGCGGAGCUGGAGCACACAAAGAAUGUUUAGGAAGACUAGACAAUUGUGGCAGGGCUAAUUUAGGUGAACACGGAAACGUGAAACAUGAGAAACGAACAAAUGGAAUUAGAAGAAGCUCUAGACAUGUGGACCCAGGUUUACCAAAAAUGCAAGUAAUUCGGAACUACAAUGGAAUCCCCCAGCCAGCAGCACAAGAUGGGCCACCAUUGCACAUCCAGAUUGGGGACACUAUUGAACUCAUUAGAGGAGAUGCACACAGCUUAUUUUGGCAGGGAAGAAAUCUAACAACAGGAGAGCUUGGAUUCUUCCCAAGUGAUGCAGUAAAACCUAGCCCAUGUGUUCCAAAGCCGGUAGACUACUCUUCACAGCUGUGGUUUGCAGGAGCAAUGGAACGAUUGCAGGCAGAAAGUGAACUAAUUAACAGAGUAAACAGCACUUACCUGGUGCGGCACAGGACCAAAGAAUCAGGAGAAUAUGCAAUUAGCAUUAAGUACAAUAACGAAGUGAAACACAUCAAGAUUUUAACAAGAGAUGGCUUUUUCCACAUUGCAGAAAAUAGAAAAUUUAAAAAUUUAAUGGAACUUGUAGAAUACUACAAGCACCACUCUCUCAAAGAAGGUUUUCGAAGUUUGGAUACUACUCUUCAAUUUCCAUACAAAGAAUCUGAAAAUUCAGUGGGACAGAGGAGUAACAGAACAGGUGGCCAUGUGCUGAGCCCGAAGGUGAUCGGCAUUGCCAUAGCCAGGUACGACUUCUGUGCGCGAGACAUGCGAGAGCUGUCCCUGCUGAAAGGGGACGUGGUCAAAAUUUACACCAAGAUGAGUGCCAAUGGCUGGUGGAGAGGCGAAGUAAAUGGAAGGGUGGGCUGGUUUCCAUCAACUUAUGUUGAAGAGGACGAAUGAAUUAAAAAAUAUCCUCUGCUGACCAGCAGUUUCAGGGAUUGUAAAAAUUCAUAUCUUGAAUGUGGUAUUGGUCUUGUUAAGUAUUUAAACAGCAACAUUUUUGCCUGUCUCAACCUUCCAGUCUUAAUGUUGGGAUUUAUACAGAAGUUUGGGCUGACAGAUUAUGACCUUCCCCAGAGCUGUGCAAGAAACAAGCUGCCAGUUUGCCAUCACUGGGGAUCAGUACAAAGUCCAACCCUCACCUUCCCAGAAGAUCUCUGGAAAACAAAAUUCUUUGUUCCUUUUCAUUUCACCCUGUGCUACACCAUGAGUACUAGGAAUGGCUGAAUGUUUAAUGUUUCUCUUCCAGCUAACAUCUGUGAUGGUACAAGGAGAUGAAGGCUUAUUAUUUCUUAUCACUGCAUGCAGAAAACAGAUUUCAAUCAUUCCAGUGGGCAUAAAGUAUAGUCAGUAGAUUUGUCUAGAGACAUCAAACUACUUUACUUAUCAGCUUACAAGCCAUUUUACUCUCACAAAAGCAUUCUGAAGGAAAUGUGUAGUAAACACGAGUAGCAUUCAUGCAUAUGUAAUUACUUAACUGGCUACUUUGAGGUCCUGCCUGGAUCUUCUAAACAAUCUGUUUAAAGACAUUCUAAAAAGGUGUAGUGAUGUGGUAUUGCUUUAGAAAACAUUCACAAAGUGGAAUUGUGUAAUCCUUUUAUUGUCAUCUCAAGCCUUUUUCUGUGAGGUUUUUCCAUUUAAGCAGCUGACAGUAAAAGUGCAACUGGGGGAUAGUCAUGACAAGAUGAGUUGAAAGUUUUCAGCAAUAACAUUAAAUAAAUAUUUCAGACUUAUUCUGAAGGAGAAAAUAGCAAUGCAAGAUGAUGUCAUUUCUCAAGAACAAAAGUGUUUAUCUUAACCUCUUGAUUGACUUGGAUGAGCUUUGAUGCUUUCAGCUCAGUACUGUCUUUUCCUAGUUAUACAGGAGUUUCUAACACCUUUUGUGAAUGCAAAUGGAACUUGCAAACUUCUUUCUGCCCUUUCCUUUCUUGUUGCCUGGGAUGUUAAUGGCAGUCCAGUAAGGGAGUUGUCUUGUUGCAGUGUUCUCAACCUCCCCAAAUGUGUCUAGGUUAGCCAGCAUCAAAGAUCAGGCCUUGUAAAGUGUUGUCCACUGCUUGGUCUUUUCAAGUCUUACUCACCUUACCCACAUCUGGCAGGCAGUGCUGUGUGACCAGGGGAAAGAGAGGAGCUUCUCCUUAGAAACUUGAGAGAUUCAGCCUUGCAGAGGAAAUUCUGCCAAUGCUCUAACUUUCCAAGGAUUUACCUCAAAAUUAUGUAAACUGUGAUUGUGUUGAAUACAUUACUUGAUGGAGUAAUUGAGAGCAUUUGUAAAUAUGUAGAUGAUGCAUUAAAAUUUUGUAAAUGAUGUGUACAGCAGUGUAGGCUAGAGUAUGCUAUCUUUGAUCAUGUUUUGCCAUGCAUUUGAUUGUCUGUUGUGAGCCUAAUCCUGUAUUCCAUAAGGAGACAAAGAUGAUUCUUUCCCAGUUUUGCCUGCUUAAGGGGUAGAGGAACAGGCUCUAGGUCUGUCAAGUGUUUAGUGCUUUACUGUCAUACAAUUCUGAGAAGAGGCAAAUUCAGUAUGAGUUGAAAAAUAUAGCAUUCAUUUUCAACAGCUUGGCUUUAGAAUAAUUCUGAAUAUUCUCUCCAUCCUAAAAAACUUGUAAAGCUUUAAAGCAAUUCCUGAGUCCAGUAGUCAUCCUUUGAGAAGAAUGAAAGCCAUAGGUAAACUUUACUUUUGUGGCGUAAAUCUGCAUAUCAUUGUCUGUGUUUAAUGCCCUGUAUUGAUUGAGUUAAUGCUGCAUCUUAAACUAUAUUUUGAGUACCAAAGACUUCCUAAAUAUUCUGGAGCAUCUCUUUCAUGUGCUGCUUUUGCCUGUAUGGAGUUGUUUUAUGUCAUGCAAUAAUGGAGUUACAGUACUUUAAUUUGUACUAUUUUGUAAAUAUGUUAAAUAUAAUAAACUGGUUAAUUUUU
Serinus canaria (Common canary) is the source of this 4627-nucleotide messenger RNA. It is a transcript of the gene VAV3, whose product is annotated as vav guanine nucleotide exchange factor 3. The transcript has 27 exons. Gene Ontology annotation, cellular component: cytoplasm; plasma membrane. Bases 76 to 2616 code for a protein of 846 amino acids. Gene Ontology annotation, molecular function: protein binding; guanyl-nucleotide exchange factor activity. NCBI's taxonomy places the organism in Eukaryota, Metazoa, Chordata, Aves, Passeriformes, Fringillidae. The record is from RefSeq and is a predicted model, not a curated record. Gene Ontology annotation, biological process: regulation of GTPase activity; intracellular signal transduction; cell migration.